Musca vetustissima is the source of this 860-nucleotide messenger RNA. RefSeq names its product putative nuclease HARBI1. The record is from RefSeq and is a predicted model, not a curated record. The transcript has 3 exons. Bases 148 to 798 code for a protein of 216 amino acids. NCBI's taxonomy places the organism in Eukaryota, Metazoa, Arthropoda, Insecta, Diptera, Muscidae.
UGGCAACAGAAUCUAGGGAACGAAGCCUUGACUUCAACAGCGAAGUCGACAGUGAGCAGAACCAUUGCGGAAUGUCUGCAGAUUUUUGAGGACCACAUUUGCGGCCAAUGGAUAAAAAAGCCGACACUUACAGAGGAACGCAACACAAUGGAGGCUUUCUAUGAAAGAACAAUGUUCCCUGGAAUUGUUGGAUGCGUUGAUGGCACGCAUAUCCGCAUCAAGUCACCAGGGGACGAAUUGAAAGCCCUUUACUAUAAUAGAAAGGGUUAUUAUAGUAUAAAUGCAAUGGUGAUAUGUGACCAUAAAAUGCGUAUAACAUUUGUCGACGCUAGACAUCCCGGAAGCAACCAUGAUGCAUUUGUAUGGGAAAGGAGUGAUCCAGACAAGUGUAUGCAAAGGGAGUUUGACAAUGGAAAACGAAACUUUUGGAUUCUCGGGGAUGGAGGAUACAAAUUGAAGCCCUUUCUUAUGACGCCUUACCGCAGCCCUAGAGAUGUCGCCGAGAAAAAAUUCAAUAAGAGACAUGCUAGUGCGCGUAACGUCAUUGAAAGGUGCUUUGGGGUCCUAAAAAACAGAUUCCGAUGUAUCAUCGGAUCUCGGGGCCUUCAUUAUGACGCUGCAAAGGUAGUGCAAAUUAUAAAUGCAUGUUGUGCGCUGCACAACAUGUGCAUACACUACCGAUCUGAAGAGCCGCCAGGUGAUGUUAUUGAUGAUGAUCUGGAAGACGAAGUGGAUGACAAUAAUGAUCUUGAAAGCAGAGCUGACGCAAUAAGGAGAAAAAUUGCAAUAAAUUUGUAAAAUUAAAAGAAUUUUUUAUUAAAAUAAAAUAAAUUAAAUUAAAAAUUAAAAAAUUAGUUUAA